Molecule: messenger RNA, 1022 nt
Organism: Cladocopium goreaui
Lineage: Eukaryota; Dinophyceae; Suessiales; Symbiodiniaceae
Source: the annotation of a GenBank genome assembly
UUGGGAAUUGCUUGGCGACUCGACCAGGUCCAGAAUGAUCAGCACUGAAUCAGCUGCCGCAGCUUUUUUUUUGCGGGCUCCGACCCCCGGUUGUUCUAAAGCCUUGAUCCUAUGGCAGUUGGACUCUUGUUGGCUGCAUCUCUGGCCCUCGCCACAGCAGAGAACAGCACGCUGCGCGGCCUCGGCAGAACUGCCAAGGAAUCCCCAGUACACCUAGCGUGGACAAGCCUGGCCAACUUUUGCUUGUCCAGUGAUGGGAACCGCAUCGAGAAUGGGGUGAAGGUGCACUUGUGGGAAUGCGACCAGAGCUUCCAAAGCAUAGGGCAGAACUUCUUCGUGGACCAGCAAAAUCGGAUCCGCAUGCAUGCCAAUUUGGAGUAUUGCUUGGUCAUUGACGGUGACAAUUUUGUCAAUGGCUCCAAAAUCCAGCUUUGGAAAUGCGACGAAAAGAACGAACGUCAGCGUUGGUUUACCAAUCUGGUGGGGCAAGUCGUGUCGUACGAGCAGCCGGGCUUCUGCCUUGUCGUUGAUGGUAAUCGCGCCUUCAAUGGUGCCAAGAUUCAGCUGUGGACCUGCAAUGGAGAUUUGAGCCUGAAGUCCUGGAUGAAGAUCGUCCUUGCGCCCAAUGGCCGCGCCUUCGCGGUCCCCAAGGGCGACAGUGCCUGCGAGGCUCCCUUCGAGGCGGCGACAUCGCAGGAGGCUUGUCUCCAAGGGGCCGAAGCCUUGAGGCCCGAACAAAGCUGCAUGUGGGGUAAAUGGAAAGACGUGAUUGCGGAAGACAACAAGCCAAGCUGGCCAAAAGGCUGCUACUUCUACGGCGCGUGCCAAGGUGGCUGCGGACUGUACUUCAACCCCACAGGAGAGGGCAAGAGCUGCCCGAGCCAAGGCGAUUGCAUGAGCAUCUCAAUGAUUUGUCAGCUGAAAACAGCCUGAGCACGAUGGAUUUUUCAGGCGAAAAAACGAUGGAUUCAUGGGAAAACAUGAUGACUCUGAUGAAUCGGGAAGUUUCGAGUUUAUUUGAG